Schistocerca cancellata (South American locust) is the source of this 606-nucleotide messenger RNA. RefSeq names its product cuticle protein 16.5-like. The transcript has 2 exons. NCBI's taxonomy places the organism in Eukaryota, Metazoa, Arthropoda, Insecta, Orthoptera, Acrididae. The coding region runs from base 56 to 529 and encodes 157 amino acids. The record is from RefSeq and is a predicted model, not a curated record.
ACAGCAGAGGCACAUUUCGGCAGCAGCAGUAGCAGCAGCAACAACUCCCUCAGCCAUGAACACCCUGAUCGUCCUGAGCGCCGUCCUGGCCGUGGCCGUGGCUAAGCCCGGCUACCUGGGCGCCGCCCCCGCCGCAGUCGUCGCCCCCGCGGCCUACGCCGCCCCCGCGGUGGUGGCCGCCCCCGUGCACGCCGGCUACGCCGCCUACGGCCCCGCCCCCGUCGCCGUGCGCUCCGACGGCUACCUGGCUGACACCCCUGACGUCGCCGUCACGAAGGCCGCCCACCUGACCGCCGUCGCCCAGACUCAGGCCCGUGACGCCGUCGUCAACGGCGCCGCCGCCCUGGCCGCCCACGCCGCCCACGCCUACGCCGCCCACGCUUACGCCGCCCCCGCUGUAGCGUAUGCCGCUCCCGCUCCCGUGGCUUACGCCGCCCCCGCUGCCUACGCCGCCCACGCUGCGUACGCCGCCCCUGGCGCUCUCGCCGCUGCUGCCCACCUCCACGCUAAGGCUGCUCUGCUGGGCUGAAAUGUCAUCCUGCACAACGUUCCUUUGUGAAUAAUGUAUAUAUUAUACAAUAUUAAUAAUAAACUAUGGCAAUGAAA